GAAUGGGCUCGGUCAACUCCGCCCCGCAAACUUCCAGGUCACGUGCAGUCCUAUCUGACUUGCUAAUCGCAUCCACCACGACCGCUUAUGCGCUCGUCGCCACAACCGCCAACGAAGCUUUGUGACAGACCCCCACCCUUAAACUAUUAGUUUGUUCCGCUGUUCGUCCUCGUGAUCCGUUUGUCUUAGCUCGAGUCUGUAUAAUGGCAUCUUCUGUCUCUUACAAAUUCAAGUCUCAGAAGAACGAGUCCAAGAUUGCUUUUGAUGGCACUGGGAUCUCUGUUUUUGACCUGAAGAAAGAAAUGAUCCUAGCCAAUAAUUUUGGGAAGGCGGUUGAUUUCGACCUCCUUUUGUAUGACCAGGCAGGCAAAGAAUACACCGAUGAUAACUUCAUAAUACCACGGUCAUCCUCUGUAGUAGCGAAGCGAAUGCCAGCGUCGAAACCUGGAAAAGGGCGCGCAGCAAAUUAUACAGCAGGAAAAAUUGCACAAUCUACUGACCGCCGUAAUGAUCAACCACAGCCUACACCAAUGGCCACAUCCUGGAGAAGAACAAAUAUAGGAUCAAUGUCGAAACGCUUUGAUGGGAAGGAUGAGAAGAUUGCUGCGAACAAGCCCCCUCAGACGGAUCCAACCCCUCGUCCUGCCCCGGAGAAUGAUGAACAAGCUAGAAUUAGGGCUAUGUUCCAAGCAACGUCGGAACACUGGGAGGAGACUCAAGAAAGAAUGAAGCAUGCUACUCCCAUAUUCACCUCUCGUGGCGGAGGACCCAAGCGCCCACUGCCACCCCAGCAACAAUUCCCUCUUGAGCCGAGACCUCUACCUCCCGGCUAUAUCUGUCAUCGCUGUAACAAGAAAGGACAUUGGAUUCACGAUUGUCCCACCAAUGACGAUCGUGACUUCGAUAAUCGGCCUCGCGUGAAAAAGACGACUGGUAUUCCUCGUAGUUUCUUGAAGUCUGUUGAGCUUACGGGUGACACUCCGCAGCCGGGAGUUAUGAUCACACCUGAGGGUGGUUUCGUCGUUGCACAACCAGACUCCGAGACCUGGAAAAAGCAGACAGCCCGGCGUCCUGGGAUGACGGAAGUGGAACUUAGGGAGAGGCCACCAUCGGAUCCUACUCUCCAGUGCCCUAUCUGUAACAAGCUCUUCCGAGAGGCGGUGAAAACGCCGUGUUGCUCCAAAACUUUCUGUGAAGAAUGUGUACAGACCCAUUUACUGGAACGCGACUUUUCAUGUCCUGGUUGUCAGGAAAAGAUUUCAACUCUUGACAUGCUCAUUCCUGAUGUUGUAACUCGGGGUCAUGUUAAAAAUUAUACGGAAGAGGAGAUUGCAAAAAGUGAGGAAGCUGCAAAUGAUCUGUCAGAAAUUGGGAAAACUUCGAAAUCGCCAGAGCUUGGCGAUACCCAAACAAAUUCCGGGCAAGCUGAUGGUGAAGAGUUUUAUGACGCUCAGCCUGGACUGUCAAAUACUCCAACAAUGCCAUUACAAGACGAUAUACCAAGCCUUCAAGCCCAGAUGGCUCAACUUAUGAUUAUGAUGCAAUCACCCGCAAUUCUGCCGCAAGUCCGGAUGCAGCUCGAUAUCCAGUUUCAAGAACUCAGUAUGCGCUUAAAUCAACUGCAAGUGCAACAUCAGCAGUUCUAUUCUGGAAUGGGGGGUGGACCGAUUAUGGGGAUGGGGACAGGAAUGGCUCUGAAUAUGACAAUGGGCGGCAUGGAUGGUAUGUUAAAUAACAAUUAUGUGGGUGGAAAUCGGACAAGUGGAUAUCAACGUUUCCACCAACAACCACAAAAUGAGGCAGAAUCGCCAUACCAAAGAUUGCCUGUCAAUCCGCGACGUCGGCUCCAGAAGCGAGAUCGACCAGAGGAAUUUCUGGAAGCGAAUGGAAUACAGAAGAUUCCUCGUUUCUACGGGUGAUGGUCCCAUUGUAUUCUUUUCUCAAUUGGACUUUCUCGGACGCAUCUUUUAGACAUUAAAGGCAUGAUACGUGUACACAAGUAGCUACAGCCUAAUGAAAAUGAGGUUAUGGGGACGUUA
Messenger RNA from Cantharellus anzutake, 2039 nucleotides. Its product is annotated as DWNN domain-containing protein. The coding region runs from base 204 to 1919 and encodes 571 amino acids. Gene Ontology annotation, biological process: protein ubiquitination; ubiquitin-dependent protein catabolic process; mRNA processing. The record is from RefSeq and is a predicted model, not a curated record. The transcript has 8 exons. Gene Ontology annotation, cellular component: nucleus. Gene Ontology annotation, molecular function: ubiquitin protein ligase activity; zinc ion binding; nucleic acid binding. Lineage: Eukaryota; Fungi; Basidiomycota; Agaricomycetes; Cantharellales; Hydnaceae.